AUGGAUAAAUUAGGCGGUACUACUAAACCAAAUCAUGAUGUGGAAAAAGGAACUCAACCAAAAAAAUCUAAACGACGACAUUUAUUAAAUCAUGUAUUUGAUAUUUUGGCAAUUGCAGCAACAUGUUUGGGUUUUUUUUGUGAUGAUACAUCAAUCCGAUAUCCAAAUAAACCUGAUACAAUUCCAAUGUGGCUACUUGGAGUUUAUGGUGGAGUUGGUCCUGUUAUUAUUUUUUGUAUCGUGGAAAUUUGGGUAGUUCGUCCGUUUCAUUGUGGUCGUGGACCAAGUAAAAAUAGUUUAAAACAACGUCAAGUUGAUUAUCUUAAAACAAUUUUUCAAUCAAUAUUUCUUUUUAUACUUGGCAUUGCUAUCUGUUUUCUUAUUACUGAAGUUGGCAAACGUACUAUUGGUCGAUUAAGACCAUAUUAUUUAAGUAUUUGUAAUCCUGUGUGGAGUAAUAUUCAAUGUACACAAACAAUAUCAACUGCAAGUGGUUCAUUAAAUAUUCCACUAUACAUUACAGAUCAUAAUUGUAAUUCAACAGCAACAGCAACUCAACUUCAAGAAGCAAGAUUAUCAUUUCCAUCAGGUCAUUCAAGUUAUUCAACAUAUGCAUUUGUUUUCUUAUUUGUGUAUUUUGAAGCACGUCUUGUUUGUCCAAAUAUACAAUUUCUUAAACCAUUUCUUCAAUGUAUAUGUAUAGCAAUAGCUUUUUUUACUUGUUUAUCACGUAUUACUGAUUUUAAACAUCAUCCAACAGAUGUUAUUGGUGGAGCAAUACUCGGAUUUAGUAUUGCAGUUUUUACCGCAGUACGUAUUGGUACAUAUUUAUGGAGUUUUAGUGUUUAUUGUGAAACAGAAGAUGAAACAGAAAAAGAUCGUUUACCAAAAGAAGAACGUGUACCUGUACCAGGUAUUGAGACAAAACAAAGUGGUGCAUUACGUUCAAAUGAUAAUAUAGAAUUAGAAAGUUUUCAUCAUAAACAUCGAUUACCAGCAACACGUUCACUUUAUGAUAAUCAAUUACAUAAUGAAAAUGGUUAUACUAUGCGACCACAUCAUAGAACUAUUUUACAUCCAAUACCAGCUGGAGCACGACGUAUAGCACCUGAAAGAACAUCUGAUAAUUCAACUGCUUAA
Molecule: messenger RNA, 1140 nt
Organism: Adineta steineri
Lineage: Eukaryota; Metazoa; Rotifera; Eurotatoria; Adinetida; Adinetidae
Source: the annotation of a GenBank genome assembly